Helianthus annuus (common sunflower) is the source of this 996-nucleotide messenger RNA. RefSeq names its product protein FAR1-RELATED SEQUENCE 5-like. The transcript has 3 exons. Gene Ontology annotation, biological process: regulation of DNA-templated transcription. The record is from RefSeq and is a predicted model, not a curated record. Bases 1 to 996 code for a protein of 331 amino acids. Lineage: Eukaryota; Viridiplantae; Streptophyta; Magnoliopsida; Asterales; Asteraceae.
AUGAGGAAACGUUACGGUGGUUUCGAGAAUGUUGGUGCCACGGUCGAUGAUUGCAAAAACUUUAGGACUCGAAUUAACAGAUAUAUAGGAGAAUAUGGCACUGACAUGGUGAUCAAUAGGUUGACCGAAAAAAAAAAACAGUAUUUAGUUGAUUUUUCGUUUGAAUAUUCUAUUGAUGAGGACAAACGGUUAACUGGUUUGUUCUGGGAUGAUGGGUUAUGCAAGCGUAACUUUAUGGAGUUCGGGGAUGUGAUAUCGUUCGAUGCAACUUUCAAGACAAACAAGUACAAGAUGGUGUUUGUUCCGUUCACUGGGAUUGACAACCACUGUCGAAAUGUAACCCAUAGAGCUAGGUUGUUGGCAUCGGAGGGCAUUGACUCUUAUAAAUGGCUUCUCAAUUCAUUCGUAAAGUCAUUUAGACGACAGCCAAAGGUUGUAGUGACGGACCAAGACCCUGCGAUGAAGCAGGCUAUUAAGGAGGUUUUUACUACCAGUAGACACAGAUUGUGCAUGUGGCUCAUAAUGAAAAAAGUGGCAGAUAAGGUUGGACACGAGUUGUGUAAUAAUGAUGAGUUUAAAAGGAGGAUGUGCGAUAUUGUAUGGAUUGAUUCCAUUGAGCCUGAAGAAUUUGAGAGACAGUGGAAGUUGGUGAUGAUUGAGUAUGGUCUCACACAAAAUAAAUGGAUUGAUGAUAUGUUUGCGAUGAGAUACAUGUGGAUUCCGGCUUUUUACCGGCAUGAGCCCAUGUCUGGACUCAUGCGAACAGCUUCGAGAUCAGAGAGCGAGAAUCAUUUUUUUUGCCAGGUGGCAAAUUCACAACUCACUCUUGUAGAGUUUAUGAAUCAUUUUGACGGUGCAAUGGAUGUCCAAAGGUUCAAUCACAGAAAGAAUGGUCAUAUUUCAAGAUUACUGAGUCUGAUGAUUGGAGCAAACCUACUUUGGAAAAAGAUGCUGCUAAGAUAUACACCAGGUCUAUAUUCUUUGAUCAGCAAAUAG